This is a messenger RNA of Suillus subaureus, 759 nucleotides long. RefSeq lists its product as uncharacterized. Lineage: Eukaryota; Fungi; Basidiomycota; Agaricomycetes; Boletales; Suillaceae. The record is from RefSeq and is a predicted model, not a curated record. The coding region runs from base 1 to 759 and encodes 252 amino acids. The transcript has 5 exons.
AUGCUCUUCUCUGGUGAAGACAAUCUUGGAGCCUGUUUGAAAAACCUCAAGAUUCUGAGGAGAAGACACAUAUGCCAUCAACCCCUCCCUAAGAACAUAUAUGUUGAUGUCGAAGCAAAUGAGGAUGAUGAUGAAGAUGAGGAGGAUGAUGAUGCAAGUGACAAUGAUGGGGAGCAGGACCAAGGACUGUCAGCAAAGGAUACAUUAUCCAAGAAGAUUGACAAGAUAUACAACAACACAACCAACAUAUCUAGCUCUUCAAGAAGACUUGUUUCUUACAGAGCCACCUGGCCCCCUGCCACACUCAAGAGCAGAAUGUAUCUGCUACAUGUUUACAAAACUGCUACAACCUAUAUUGGUGAAUAUCUUCAGAGCAAAGGAUUCACUGUGACCAUGUCACCUUGGCUGUCUGGGCAGCUCUAUGUUAUAUCAGACAGCCCCAGAACCAUCGCAUCAUCCCUUCCAGACUCACAUAAAAUUGGGGAUCACAUAGAAGUCCUUGUGGGACAACACAUAGGGAAACAGGGCAUCAUGACCAUUCCUCCUCAUGGAGGAACCGAUCUGUGGUUCCAGGAUGAGUCUCUCCAAAACUUCAUUGCAGGUGCUACAAAGUACUAUUUAGGACCACCAAUUAUUCAAGUUCCUGUGGCAACUAUUUGGCAGAUGCACCUACCCCAGACAAUCAAAUUCACAAGGGAAAAAGGUUAUGACAUCAAGCCUGGAGAUGUCAUAGAGGUUGCUCACAGCCCAGAGUAUUAG